AUGGAAGCAUUGGGACAGGAAAUACCGCGACGGUUCGAUUACUUCUACACGAUUGAACGCGGUGCUUGGCUGACACUUGCUACGCCCGACAGACUAAGAUCUGCUAGAGUGGACACUUACAGACACCACGGUCGAACGAGAGCCAUGGAAAAGCUAAAGACAGCAUUGUGGCCAACGUCUCGAGAUUACAGUACUGUGCGUACAAGCCAAUCUGAUGAUGACGAACCACAAGAGGUUGUGGAAGAGCGGUUGCGUGGAGACCUGGCCAUCAUGGAGAGCAACGUGUGGUGCCUACGCAUGAGUCUGCUCAUCACCGUCUCGGCUCUCUUGCUCGUCACUAUUUUCGCCGUCUUCAGUCGUGUUUCCUGUGUCAGAUCGUCCCUUGCUUGCGGUGAAGGCCACAUAGGAAGCGAUCCAAAUGGUUUCGUACCGCCUAACAUCGGCGAGCCUCCAAGAUGGACAUUGUUCGACAGCACGUCACCUUAUUACAUCCCCGAAGAUACAUUCGAUGAUCUUGACAAAACUAAGAUGAUGGCUAAGAAGCUGAAGAGCCUGCACAACUCCUCGAACGUCCUUUUGAAUGGCAAGUUCGCCGACUGGAAGAAGCCAGACGGCACCGUCGCAAAGUUGCCUGCGUAUUAUUCAACCGUGUCCAACCGACAGACAUACAUCAUUCGCUCAUUUCACCAGAUGCACUGCCUCAUAUCCAUCACUGAAGAGUACGGCCACAGAGUACACAACGUAUCGUCGCAAUGGGCCCCUCAGCACGUCGCGCACUGCCUCAACGCGAUCCGAGAAGCAAUCAUGUGUCUGGCCGACGCCACGCCCAUGACGUACGUCAACGGAUUUGCCGUUGGACAUGUCACGGAUGACCAGCAGUUUAUGUGCCGAGACUGGUCUGCACUGCGGAGAUGGGCAAACGAUCCGGUGAGAGGGAUACGGUACAAGAACCUCGCGCCCGAGGGUGCCAAGCACGACCAAUACACCGAGAUCAUUCCCUUUCCAGAGCUCUCGGAGUUGGAAAAGGUCGGCCUCGCCUGAUGUGCUGGUAUCUGGGCUGAAACCUGACGAUGGGUUGAGCCAUGUUUCACGCAGUAGCUUUCACUAGGGUAGAUGCCAUCAUGAGCGGGCAUAUUUCACUGAAUUUUGACUUCCUUGAUACUUCCCCCAAUGCAAGAAAUCAGUUCGUGAUAUGGAGGGUAGACUCUGACUUGGAAUGGCUUUUCUACGGAGUUGUCACAACCUACAUCCGUCUUUCCAUAUGCAAACAUCGGUACUUCUAUCUCGUAAACCUUUUCAAGUCUCUAUACACC
Messenger RNA from Colletotrichum destructivum, 1313 nucleotides. Its product is annotated as Putative mycotoxin biosynthesis protein UstYa. Gene Ontology annotation, biological process: mycotoxin biosynthetic process. The transcript has 4 exons. The coding region runs from base 1 to 1041 and encodes 346 amino acids. Lineage: Eukaryota; Fungi; Ascomycota; Sordariomycetes; Glomerellales; Glomerellaceae. The record is from RefSeq and is a predicted model, not a curated record.